Molecule: messenger RNA, 1293 nt
Organism: Ogataea philodendri
Lineage: Eukaryota; Fungi; Ascomycota; Pichiomycetes; Pichiales; Pichiaceae
Exons: 1
Coding region: 1-1293 (430 amino acids)
Molecular function (GO): flavin adenine dinucleotide binding; saccharopine oxidase activity; sarcosine oxidase activity
Source: RefSeq, a predicted model, not a curated record
AUGUCUCUUUUGGUAGUCGGAUCUGGAGUGUUUGGGCUCUCCACUGCCAUUGAGGCCGCUCGCAAAGGCUAUUCUGUGGUGGCUAUUGAUAAGCAUUCUGUUCCGUCACCGUACUCUGCCGCUUAUGAUUUCAACAAGAUCAUUCGCAGCGAGUACGACUCACCAAUGUACGCCAAGAUGAGCUUGGAUGCGAUGGAUAUCUGGACUUCCGACCCGAAGUUUUCAAAAACCUACUUUGAGUGUGGCCGGCUGUCAAUUUGUCCGACGUCCAACGCUGGCAGACGGAAGUUCGACGACACGUCGAUAGAGGUGCUCACACAGCUCGGCAAGGCUGACAAAAUCCGCAAGUACACGGACGGAGAAACGCUGAAAAAGGACCUGGAGUGUCUUAAAGACUGCGAGUUCUCGGAAAAUGAUGUCUACGUGUACAACGGCAGAGCGGGAUUUGCACACGCUGCGAAUGCUCUGAAGGCUGCGUACGAAAUAGCCACAGAUCUGGGAGUCAAAUUUGUGUUUGGUGAGGCAGGAGAAGCUACUAAGAUAAUUGAGGAGGAUGGAAAAUCGUACGUGUUGACCAAGUCAGGCGCAAAGUACACCGCAGAUCGGAUCCUUGUCACCUGUGGAGCCAGUACCGGCUACGUGAUCAACAUGGGAGGAAUCCAAUCUGCUUCAGGUGUGUUUGUUACACAUGUUCAGUUGACCCCUGAAGAAGCUAAAAAAAUGCAGGACAUUCCGAUUAUCUUUGAUGCUGGACUAGGCUACUUUUUCCCACCCGAUCUUGAGAAACGGCUUGUCAAGAUCUGUGUUUCCGGAACGGCAGCCGCUCAUACGGUCGACAACCCGCACGCACAGGGCAAAGUCUCGCUUCCUCGGUACAAAAAAGAUUCUCCAACAGACACGAUUCCGAAACAUAUGACUUUGCAGGCCAGAAAGCUUUUGGGCAGGUACUUUCCAGAGCUGGCUGCGAAGCCUUUUGUUGAUAGCAAGACGUGCUGGCUAGCGGACAGUUCCAAUUCGGAUUUUAUCAUAGAUAAGGUGCCAGAUUACAAAAACGUGUAUGUGGCUUCAGGGGACUCUGGUCACGGGUUCAAGUUCCUGCCCAAUAUUGGUCAGUACAUUCUCAAGCUAUUGGAUGGGCAGCUGGAUCAGGAAAUUGUCCAGAAAUGGAAGUGGAGACCCGAGAUCGAGGGGGUGGAAAAGUACGAAAAGACAAACUGGAAGCUAACCAAGGAAUUACUCGAUUUUAACAAAAUUGACUUUGUGGAGGAAUCCACAGGAGACAGCUUGUCAUAG